AAUGUUUUUGAGGGGCAAGUGAUUUUUAAUGGUGACUUUUUUUCCCUUCUUUUCAGAGAACAGAGCCUGUACUGGUUAGCAAUUCAGCAGCUCCCCACAGAUCCCAUUGAGGAACAGUUUCCUGUGAAGAAUGUCACACGCUAUUACAAUGCUAAUGGAGAUGUAGUUGAGGAGGAGGAAAAUUCAUGCUCGUAUUAUGAAUGUCAUUACCCGCCAUGCACAAUGAUAGAGAAACAGCUUCGAGAAUUCAAUAUAUGUGGUCGAUGUCAGGUAGCACGGUAUUGUGGGUCCCAGUGUCAGCAGAAGGACUGGCCUGCACACAAGAAGCAUUGCAGAGAGAAGAAACGCAGUUUUUUCAUAGACAUUGAACCAGAACGAUGACCAGGAAAAGACAUUUAUGGCAGCACGGUUCCUUCAUUUGCAGGAAUUUUGUUUUCGGGUUUUCUUUUUUUUUUUUUUUUUCCCUUUUGAUUUUCCUUUUUGCACAAUGACUGAAAAGACUGGCAAGAAAGCCUAAGCACUGAAAAGUUGCCUCUAUGCUUGAGUGAAUUCCCACAUCCUGAAGUCCAGUGGUAUUUCUAGGUUCUCAAGCAGAAGGACUACUGAGGUGGCUUCAGACUGAAGCGCCUAACUAUUUAUAUAUGUUAAUAUAUUUGUAAUCUUAUGUACAGUUUUUUUUAUGUUAUAGGAAACUAUGAACAGAGUGCAUUGAUGUAAUAUUCCAGGAAAACGAUUUAUGUAAAUAAAUGUGUGAAUGUGCAGCAAAA
Molecule: messenger RNA, 767 nt
Organism: Protopterus annectens (West African lungfish)
Lineage: Eukaryota; Metazoa; Chordata; Ceratodontiformes; Protopteridae
Product: zinc finger MYND domain-containing protein 19-like
Exons: 2
Source: RefSeq, a predicted model, not a curated record